UAAAAUAGGAGGCAUAUGAGCUCACGGAGAAUGUUCAAUACAAUUAUCUUAUCCGGGUUAGCUCCAGACUACCAAAGAGAGUAAAGAACAAUUAGAAAAAGAAAAUGAAACUUAUAUCCAAUCCAACAAACAACUCCGAGUGGAUAUCAACAAAGUCCUUCAAACCUUAGAAUCAAAGCAAGAGCUACUAGAAUCUACGAAAAAGUCAUCACAAUCAAUGGAGAACAAAGUAAAGCAAUUGAAAGAUGAAGCACUGGCGGCUAGGAAAGAGUUGGAUGAAUUAAAACAAAAGGAAAAAACAUUCCAAACAGAAAUAUGUAAUAUAAAGACACUGAAAGAAACUCAACGACAGCAGCAAGUAGCACUUCAGUCAUCCAUAGACAAAUCCCAGGCGGAUUUUGAUAAAGAAAUGAAUAUGCUGCAAGAUUUAUUAGAUACACUCAUCCAUAGUAUAGACAAUAUGAAAGCGAGGGAUAUCCAAAAAGAGACAGAAACACUCUUUGCAAUUCAACUCUCGGAAAGAAAUGAUCUAUUUACCCAACUGAAAAAGAAACAAGAAGAGUUAAAGGCUGUGGAUCAGCAAUUUAUUGAUGACAUCAGAGACGAACUAAGAGAUUUAACAGAUCAAAAUAAUAAUGAUAAUAGAACACUGCUAGACGAAGUGGCAAACAGUAGGGAAGGAGCCAAUGCGCUCAUUGAACGUAUAAAAACAACAGCUUCAUCCUUAUUAAUAAACGAAGAACGUUAAGAAACUCAAAUUUUAAUAAUUCUAAAAUUCGACAUAUUGUAAAUU
Mycotypha africana is the source of this 793-nucleotide messenger RNA. RefSeq lists its product as uncharacterized. Lineage: Eukaryota; Fungi; Mucoromycota; Mucoromycetes; Mucorales; Mycotyphaceae. The record is from RefSeq and is a predicted model, not a curated record. Bases 218 to 748 code for a protein of 176 amino acids. The transcript has a single exon.